GACGCGGCGAGGGCUGGGGCGCGCCCUCCGCCUGGUGCGCGUCCGGAGUGAGUGCUGCUGAACAAUAGUAAUAAAGGUGAUGAAGCAUCCUGAACCCAGGGCCGUCGGCUCGUGGGAUAGGGCGUUGUGGAAUCGAUACCUCUUAGGGCUCCUGCCCGUGUUGUCGGCGCGGCUGCGGGCGAAUCCCCUUCCUGAGGCUCAAUUUCAUCGACCCUAAAAUGGGAGGAUGGGCGUUCUUAGCAGGCCGGACCUCCCUUCUCAGCUCGUGUGAGGUGCUCAACUCAGAAAAUGGAGUCCAGGCUACUUUGCAAACCUCGAGUCCUGCAGAAGUGUUGUUAUUGUUGAAAAUGGAGUGUGGAGUCACCUGGAGUGGAAAGCUUACGGGUUCUCUAAUGGUCUUGCUUCACCAUGGCUACAAAUGCGGAGGGGCUGGUGCAGCACAGAGUGGGGACCCGGCAGGUGGCUGAGGUACCACGUACACAGACUUCUCGGCCGGAAUCUCCAGGGAUGACCAGCCCCUCCCCGCGCAUCCAGAUAAUCUCCACUGAUUCUGCAGUAGCCUCACCUCAGCGCAUUCAGAUCGUGACUGACCAGCAGACGGGGCAGAAGAUCCAGAUCGUCACCGCGGUGGACGCCUCCGGAUCCCCCAAGCAGCAGUUCAUCCUGACCAGCCCCGAUGGAGCUGGAACUGGGAAGGUGAUCCUGGCUUCCCCAGAGACCUCCAGUGCCAAGCAGCUCAUAUUCACCACCUCGGACAACCUCGUCCCCGGCAGGAUCCAAAUCGUCACGGACUCUGCCUCUGUGGAGCGUUUGCUGGGGAAGACCGACGUCCAGCGGCCCCAGGUGGUAGAGUACUGUGUGGUGUGCGGCGACAAAGCCUCAGGCCGCCACUAUGGGGCUGUCAGCUGCGAAGGCUGCAAAGGUUUCUUCAAAAGGAGCGUGAGGAAAAACCUGACCUACAGCUGCCGGAGCAGCCAAGACUGCGUCAUCAACAAGCACCACCGGAACCGCUGCCAGUUCUGCCGGCUGAAGAAGUGCUUGGAGAUGGGCAUGAAGAUGGAGUCUGUGCAGAGUGAACGGAAACCCUUUGACGUGCAGCGGGAGAAACCAAGCAAUUGUGCUGCGUCCACUGAGAAGAUCUACAUCCGGAAGGACCUGCGGAGUCCUCUGAUCGCCACGCCAACAUUCGUGGCUGAGAAGGAUGGGGCGAGACAAACAGGUCUUCUUGAUCCAGGGAUGCUUGUGAACAUCCAGCAGCCUUUGAUCCGUGAGGACGGAACGGUUCUCCUGGCCACGGACUGCAAGGCUGAAACAAGCCAGGGAGCCCUGGGCACAUUGGCAAAUGUAGUCACUUCCCUCGCCAACCUCAGUGAAUCCCUUAACAAUGGUGACACUUCAGAAAUACAGCCGGAGGACCAGUCUGCAAGUGAGAUUACUCGGGCAUUUGAUACCUUAGCGAAGGCACUUAACACCACCGACAGCGCCUCGCCUCCGAGCCUGGCGGACGGGAUCGAUGGCAGCAGCGGCGGGGGCAUCCACGUCAUCAGCAGAGACCAGUCCACGCCCAUCAUUGAGGUCGAGGGCCCCCUCCUCUCAGACACUCACGUCACGUUUAAGCUCACGAUGCCCAGCCCGAUGCCCGAGUACCUCAACGUGCACUACAUCUGCGAGUCGGCCUCACGCCUGCUCUUCCUCUCCAUGCACUGGGCCAGGUCCAUCCCCGCCUUCCAGGCCCUGGGGCAGGACUGCAACACCAGCCUGGUGCGGGCCUGCUGGAACGAGCUCUUCACCCUCGGCCUGGCCCAGUGCGCCCAGGUCAUGAGUCUCUCCACCAUCCUGGCCGCCAUCGUCAACCACCUGCAGAACAGCAUCCAGGAAGAUAAACUUUCUGGAGACCGGAUAAAGCAAGUCAUGGAGCACAUCUGGAAGCUCCAGGAGUUCUGUAACAGUAUGGCGAGACUGGAUAUAGACGGCUAUGAGUAUGCAUACCUUAAAGCUAUAGUUCUCUUUAGCCCCGAUCAUCCAGGUUUGACCAGCACAAGCCAGAUUGAAAAAUUCCAAGAAAAGGCGCAGAUGGAGUUGCAGGACUAUGUUCAGAAAACCUACUCGGAAGACACCUACCGGUUGGCCCGCAUUCUCGUCCGCCUGCCGGCACUCAGGCUGAUGAGUUCCAGCAUAACGGAAGAGCUGUUUUUUACUGGCCUCAUUGGCAAUGUUUCGAUAGACAGCAUCAUCCCGUACAUCCUCAAGAUGGAGACAGCGGAGUAUAACGGCCAGAUCACCGGAGCCAGCCUAUAGCGCACAGCCUGCCCCGCCGGGGCCGCCCAGACACAGACAGUAGGGUAGUGGUGGUGUGGUAUGUGCAAAUACUCCAGUACGUCAGCUGUUCCCACCUGGCUUCUCCAUAUCUGUUAGUCCCAGACAGUAGCCACUAAAAGACUAGUAGGAAUUCUCUCCUGCCAUAAGAAAUGUUUUAAUGCCUUUUGAUGAAGCAACAGAUUUUUAAACAAUCUUUUAACUCAGUUUGUAUCCAGAAAUUCUCAAAGGGCAAAAAACAGCAAAGUUUUAUAAUGUCAGAGACUAGUAUUAAAACUAAAAGAACCUAAGAGAACGGUAUGUGUGUAUAUAUUAAAAUGUCCUUGGGAUAGCUACUAAUGACCAGGGUAAUAAUACUAGCACUUUCUAAGCACUUCCUAUCAAUGUAUAAUGUUAGCAACUCCUUGCCAAUGUGCAGGGCAGAUGGAAAACUGUGUCUGUCUUUUGCCGAAAUGCUAAUGGUUUCUAUGAAAAUGCAGUAGGGUACGGGAGACAAUCACUUGCUCAGGGAGCGAGGCGUCCUUCCUGACCGCGCGCACGCGCUGCUGCUGCCGGCCGAGCCCCAGGCGUGAAGGAGGUGGCAGGGCGGGGCCCCACGCGUGCUGGUCUGAACGCGAAGCUUCCUCGGCCUGAGCGGAUGCUGACUGGCUUCCCCAGUCUGUGAUGGGCCUCCGCAGGCUCCUCUGUGACUGGUUCUCAGAACUGGAUUCAACCAAUUCCCACGGCAACCAAAAAACAGCGCUGCAUCACCUCCGCCCCCACGGCAGAUGGAGUGGUCUGCCCAGCAAGUGCAAGGUGGGCCUUCUGAACCCUUGUCGGGACCUCCCGCCGCACGUCUUCGGGGGAGGGUGGGAGGGCUGUUGUCUCCGCAGUACACGCCCCACGCCUGGCCAGGCAGCAGCCGCGGUGGAGCCACGCUGCACGGCUCUCAGCGUCUCCAGGCCCAGCACCACCUCAGGCGGUGGGCCUCUUGAUGCUCCUGGUGCGGCACACUGGGGUCCCCCGGGGCUGCGUCCACAGAUGACCCCUGGAGUGUUUUAGACGAUGGAUGAAAAGGCAGGCUGCCUUCUCCUUCAAAACAACCUUUAACCCCAAAGCCAUCUUAGUGACCAUCGUUUUAUUAAAACAGAGCAGUUAUUGGGAAGUUUACUAGAGAAAAGUGCUCACAGAUGCCCCCGGUUGUCAGCAAGCAGCAGGUUUCUACUGGGAAGCACAGCAAGGCUGCCUCAGGUGUCCGCACUGUGUGUGGCCCAGGUUAAGUACAGCGCGGCCAGGUUUGCAGCUCUGAAACCUUUGGAUCAGAUGGUCCCUCCUAGGCCCACGGCAGACGAGCAGCAGGGAGGUGUGACGCCGGGGAGGGAAGCUGGGUGCCGGGCCCCUGCAUGGGCUCGAGGCAGAACCAGAUGGCACCCCAUUACUGUCGGGAGCACUUGAGUCAUUAGUGGGAAUUAAGGGAACAGUGUCUCCAACUUACAGAUAUUCCUGUUUGUGUAUCAUUAUAGUUUACUGUUCACGCUUUGAAGCAAGUCUUAGAGAAAGUGUAGUACCCAUUGUAAAAUGAUGGAAAGGAUUUAAUAUUGCCAGCUUACCAUUUUGGUUUUCUAACUUCAGAGUGACUUAAGUUUCAAAAUUAAGCUAGGACACUGGCCAAGAGAGUGAGCAGGGUGGGUCUGUCAUUUCUGCUUGGGAGGGGUUUUUGCAGAGGCACCUGAAGUGUUUGUGCACAUCUCACGUGGAUGGUGAGGCGCACAUCUGUCCUGAUUCUGGUGUGAGCGCGUCCGAGGGUCCUGUAGCAGCUCCCUGGGAACACGUGUCCUCUUGUGUCAGCUCUUCUAGGUCUGAGCUCUCGGUGAUGGUGAGAAGGUCAACACUGGCCUGCUCUCUGGGGCAUCAUCCUGUCUCUGUGAGGCCUUUACAUUCAGGUGGCCUUAGGUAUCAGGGCAGCCUAGCCAAGACCUGGGCCAAGGUGCUGUUGAGACAGGCUGGGAGGAGAAGGUGGGAGCGGCGGACAGACAGUGAACGCUGGGAUAGGCACAUGCCCCUCGCCCACAGGAUGCCCUGGGAGAAUCGCCGAUUCUAACCAGGUCCUGCGCCGGAGUCCCCAUGCCGCUGAUGGCUGACUCCAGUGGACCAUUCUGGGCUCUGAACACUCCCUCUUUGGUGUCCCAGACUGCCUUGGCCUUACUUUGAAGUGGUCUUUUCCUUAAAACUCGGCUCCACGCUAUCUGAAUUCUCACCGCUCCUAAAUCACUUCAAACCUUUUGACAGCAGGCCCAUCCCUCUCCUGUCAAAUUGAUUAAGAGGAGCCCAAAGUCAAAAAUUAUUUAGAGAGACUGGAAGUAAAUACUUAAGCCUCAACUUUCAUAGGGCUCUUCACCCGUUAAUAUUUUGUGAGACUCUGAUUCAGGGAAGAGAGCACGCCCUCUGCAUCUGAGUGAAGCCAGGAUUGGGGUUCUUGGCGGCCCAUUCACACCUGCCUUCUGGUGGCCCCGCUGCAGAGCAGAGGGGACGAGGGCACCUGAGGGAGGGCGAGGAUGGACGCAUGGUGCUGCUUCCUGGGGACGUGGGCUCUGCUCCAGGGGCAUCUCAGAUAGCGGGGACAGUUACAUGUUGAAAUGUGUGGAGUUCAUUACAUGUAACAUAACAAGAUGACAUAGGGAAAGACCGAAUUACUCAAGCAGGGAUUUUCCAAGGUAUUCCUGGAAAGUAUUUUUAAGGAAGGGUGUGGUUUGGGGGAGAGGGGCCUACAUUAUUUAUUUCCUACCCUCUGCCAGGAGGCUGUGGUCAGGGCCCUUCUGUUGUCCGGGUUUUUGGAUCUGGUCUCUGUGCAGUCACUCUGGGGUGUUGUGUGAUCGCCCGUCCGUCAGUAUUAAACGUGGAUUCUGGUGAGGGUGGUGCUGGCAGAGCCAGAUACUCGCUGGGCUCUUGCAGUAUCUAUGGCUUUAUCCUGGCCCUUCGGGGGAACGCCUAGCAGAGCACUCUUGCUUCCACCCUGCCCUCGGCCUGACAGGCAGCCCUUGGCUGGGGACCCAAAUUCCAGCGCCUGAGGAGAGAUGAGAGCCUAAGAGCAUCCUGCCCAUUUUCCAGGGGAAGUGGCCUUCCGUGCAGUGGGGCUAUAGGUGACAUCUCAGCUCCCCUGAGUCUAGGCCAGGGAAGGUGGCAUCUUCUGAUGUGCACAUCCUUACCCUGGAGGCUGCUGCCCUCCAAACCUGGGAAGGCCCAACAAGGCAGGACAGCCACCCACAUCCUCCAGGGUCCCACUUCCCUUCUCCACUGAUCGGGUGACUCUCUGAAAAUGUCUUAACUUUGAUGUCAGUUUGCAGAGUCAGCCUCUCCUCACAAGAGAGUGGUCUGAGUCUUUUGUACACAGGGUCCUGGGCUUCCUCACCCGUGCCUCCUACUAGCGGGCACUUCUGUGUGUCCAGCCCUGGGGUCCCUUCACUGGCGUUACGCGUGUACAGAUUUAUAGGCUUGUAUGACUGACUGAAUGUACAUGUGUUUAUACCUUCUCUGUAUGUACAGUGUAUAUAGCAUUGUGUACAUAGGUGUAUAUUAUGUAUACAGACACACAGCCACAUAGCCAGACUUCUCUUGCGUCUUACAGAGAAUCUAUGAGAGAGUGGCUGCAGUCAUUGACGUGGGUGUUACCUGGUCCGUCAGCAGGAUGGAUCUGCUGACACUUUCCUUGGGGUGAGCCUGGCUGGGAACGGCCCUGCCCUCCACCAGGGCCAGGAAGCUGGAAGACAUUCGUUUAUCCCAAUGUCCAAAACGAGGUGGGGAUCUUUAACCUAGUUGCUAUACGUCUAUUUAUGGCCUAACUGGGAGGACCUUGGCAGGUAGUGGUAUUGGGCUCCCACGUACUCUCAGUCCAAGACCGAGAACAGACUGCGUGGUGGGCCGUGACUCCCAGUGUGGUGGAAACAGCCCACACAUGCUCCGGGACUCAGCGGACAGUGAGUCUGCCUAUGACCCUCUCUCCACCACAGCUGCAAAACAAGUAUUCCUUAAAAGUCAGCAUGAAUGUUGAGCUAACUCCUAUGGCAUACAAAUUACAGGUCUUUUAUUUCUCUACCUGUAGCAUGUGAAUAAAAUUCACUGCCCUUAUUCCUUUCUAUAAAUUAUGAUUCUGGAAUUUUAAAAUUUCAGAUAAAACUUGCAUUCUGGUACAGAUAUAUACCUUAACACUAUAGAUGCCAAACUGUCCUUGUGCAGGUCUGUUCCGAUGAACUCUCCCCGUUAAUCGAGCUUUAAGCUGAGACACCGCACUCGGGAGCCAGGGCCCAGCAAUAGUUGCUCACGCAGCUUUAGCAGGAGACCUGAAUGGUGGGAAGGUUGAAAACUGGCCUGCUAAAAGAAAUCACUGGAUAAGUACGAAAACUCAGACACCACAGGUUACUUUAAAAAAAAAAAAAUUUGAAGUGUUUGAAAAUAGCUCGUUGAGACCAGAGUCCUCGGUGCCUUUGUGAGACGGGGGGUGUGCAGUCUUCAGCGUCCUGCGGCUUUGAUGUGAGAGCUCCCGCUACUCCAGAGGCCUCGUCCCGCUCCCACGUCCCCACCUGUCGUGACAAUCACACUAUAGAAGGGGGCUCUCCAGGCGAAAUACAAGUGGAAGCUUAGCAGUCUCUAAAUGAAUCUUCAGAAGUUCUCCUCGGGGCUAUUUACCUUAACUAGUCUAGGAAUAAACUCUCAGUUUUAAGAGUAUUUUAGGGGUGAGGAAUGUCUGAGAUAUGCUAGGAAAAAAGGCUCAGCAAUAUUUAUCAAUUGACAGACUGUGAUAAAGCUUAACACUUGGAUAACAUUUGGAAAUAUAUAAAACAUGGCUUUUCUUUAGAAAACUAUGUCAUCAAUUAUUUAACAACCAGAGCACUCACGGACUCCAAUGCUGCUGCCACACACAACUCAAGAGCUCGAGUAUUUUUCUACAGUCUCUCUGUUCUCCCAGUUAUCUUGUGAACCAGUGUUCAACUAGUUUUAUAUCUGAAAGCUGCACAUUUUUCAUAGUACAAACCAUAGUUUUUACCUGUAGUUCAGAGCUCUCUGUUAAAAUGUACCUGCAUUACCAACCCUUUUAAAAGAAGUGUAUUAAAGGAAAAUUUGCGUGUUACUUUCUUGGGACCGUUUCUGUAGCCUCUGCCCUUCACAAUAUAGAAUAUAUUGUUUAUGCCAUCACAUUUUAAUUCCAGGUUUAAAAUCUGUUGAAAGCUGUAGCUUGAAAUCAGCUUUGUUUACGUGAUGGCAUUUAAAAAACAGCAUGUUCUUUUUAAACUGAAUUUUAUAUCUAAUCAAUGUCUUCAGUCUUGAAGAAGAAUUUGCAUUGUUGUGUUUGUAUAUAGAGUAUUGCAGUGCAUGAAUUAGCUUUAUGCAUUUUAUUAAAUGCUGUUUCAAUGUGGCAUUAUUGUUGUGGCUUAAUACUACUACCUAAAUGAGGUUUAUACUAUUAAAAGUGAAUUAAAAACUA
This is a messenger RNA of Capra hircus (goat), 7774 nucleotides long. It is a transcript of the gene NR2C2, whose product is annotated as nuclear receptor subfamily 2 group C member 2. The transcript is spliced from 15 exons. The record is from RefSeq and is a predicted model, not a curated record. Gene Ontology annotation, molecular function: nuclear receptor activity; RNA polymerase II cis-regulatory region sequence-specific DNA binding; zinc ion binding. NCBI's taxonomy places the organism in Eukaryota, Metazoa, Chordata, Mammalia, Artiodactyla, Bovidae. Gene Ontology annotation, biological process: cell differentiation; positive regulation of embryonic development; anatomical structure development. The coding region runs from base 409 to 2298 and encodes 629 amino acids.